Oppiella nova is the source of this 1048-nucleotide messenger RNA. Lineage: Eukaryota; Metazoa; Arthropoda; Arachnida; Sarcoptiformes; Oppiidae. The record is from the annotation of a GenBank genome assembly.
AUGAAACUGAUCGAUGAAUACAACAGGACUUCGAAGGGAUUGAAGACAAUUAAGAGGAGGUUAUGGUGUGACUCACGGCCCAAGAGUAAUGGUGCGUCCGAUAGUGAGACUCAACUGUCGGCUCGCAGUCCGGAACCAUUGGAAUCAAUGUUUGAGGACUCGUCGAACAACAUGUCGACUGAAGUGUUGGUAUCGAUGUCACCGAAACUGGUGAUUGACUUCGAGGAAUAUAAUGACAAUAUGGAAGAGGAACUGAUCGAUGAAUACGAACAGUGGGUGAAAGUGUCGGAACCGACACCACAGUCAUCGACAUCGCCGCUGCACUCAAGCCCUCCGAGCGCUUCCAAUGAGUCCAUAGAAUUAGCGAAAGGUUUAAAAACGCCGCCACUGUUAGCACCGGUAUCUCCAGAAACUACCGCAACUUCGGGAGCGUCGAUGGGAACACCGCCUGAAUUGUCGCGUUAUAUGUGUUCACUGGGCCUGACAUCUACUUCUGAAUCGAUAGCCUCCGGAACAGACACUCGGAGGGAACGGGAGGCGGGUGUGGAGUACGACGACGAUAAGGACGAGUAUGUGGUGGAAGACAUUCGGACGAAGGGCUACCGGAACGGACGGGUCGAGUAUCUCAUCAAAUGGCAGGGAUUGGACGAGAGCUACAACUCGUGGGAAGUCAAAGACACGCUGAUCGAGACGUGCGACUGUCAGAAACUGAUCCACGAAUACGAGUUGUCGUUGAAGUUAUCGACGUUUCCGGUGGCGACCCAAAGCUUACAGUCGUUGGGGUCGUUGUGCGCCCACCGGAGCCCCGGUACGUAUGACCGACCGGUGAGUCCCAGAGUCGGGUCCCGAGUACUGCGGCCACGGGUUAACCGAAAGUACGUACACUUUGACAGCGAUUCCGAUGAAUGAGUUUGUGGUUAGCCAUCGAUGACUAUGAAGACCAUGAAUGGAGUGAUAAUAUUGACGACAUUUACUAACAAUCAGUUUAAUUAUAUUUGCAUUUAUAGUAUUUGUUGUAAUUAUUAGUUAUUAGGACUUAGGGUUACCG